Messenger RNA from Mizuhopecten yessoensis (Yesso scallop), 1998 nucleotides. RefSeq names its product protein app1-like. Lineage: Eukaryota; Metazoa; Mollusca; Bivalvia; Pectinida; Pectinidae. The transcript has 14 exons. The coding region runs from base 1 to 1881 and encodes 626 amino acids. The record is from RefSeq and is a predicted model, not a curated record.
AUGGCGACCACAAAACGUGUUAUUCUGAGACCAUUCAGGGAUGUGCCUCAAUGUGCGUUGUGCAUGCGUGCCGGAGGCAGGCACAAACUACCAGAUACUAAUGUGGAAGAACAGCAGGAGAAUUUAACAACAGCUGAAGACAUAAACAUAUCUGCGUCAGAGGAUGAAAUGGACAACAGUGAUGCUAAUCCAGAUUUCAAUCUCUCAGGAUCUGACAUUGUUUCAGAAAGUGAGGAGGAAGGCAACCAAAGUCACACCACCGACAUUAUUCCUUUUAUUUCAAUCCAACCUAUUCAGGUUAUGGACAGAGGAAGAGGCAUAACAAAGGAUUCCGAACCUCAUGGAAAUGAUAUAUCUGCGUCAGAGGAUGAAAUGGACAACAGAGAUGCUGAUCCAGAUUUCAAUCUCUCAGGAUCUGACAUUGGUUCAGGAAGUGAGGAGGAAGGCAACCAAAGUCACACCUCUGACAUUAUUCCUAUUACUCCAACCAAACCUAUUCAUGGUAUGGAAUUGACAACAAAAGAUCCUUCAACUGAAAAUGAAUCUGUGGAUAACUUAACAAAUGUCUCAGAGAAUCCAGAAAAUGACCCAGGCAAUAAAGUGACCAUGAACAUUGAUGACAGUGAUAGUGAGGAGGAGGAAAAUAGUGUUCCACAAGAGAAUGCAGGUGAGGAAACUGAAAAAGAUGGAGAUUCUUUUCGAGAUGAAGUUGAAAUGGACCUCGAAUCUCGCAUAGAUGGCCAACAGAAGAAAAUUGAGACAUCAAGAAAGAAAAGUAACGAAAAGGUCAAGUGGACUGAAGAGGAAAUAAUGGCCAUCAAAAGACAGAUGGGGAAAAAUUACCGCCUCAGGAAUCUAAUUUGCCUGAAAAACCACCAGGAUGACCCAAUAGCCAAAGCAAAUGUUGUAUCAUUUCCUUGUACUGAUGCUUAUAUCAAAGACCAACCCGAUUUAGAUGUGAAGGAAUGGGUGUCGGUGAUGAUCGAAAGUAAGGGGAGGAAUUCAAAAAUCGACUUUAUUCCUUUAAGGAAUUCAACAAAAGAAUGGAAAGAUGUGGGGAGAAACAGUUUCUUAUCUUGGCCAAUCCACAUGACAGAUUCACUUGCUGUCUACGAAGAGUUUACCAAAACAAUGGCCAAAGAAAAAAAGAAGCAGAGAGGUGUCAUAAGGCCUUUUCAACCGCAGCCACCUAUGCCUGAGGCAGUUGAACCCCAGCCACCUAUGCCCGAGGCAGUUGAACCCCAGCCACCUAUGCCCGAGGCAGUUGAACCCCAGCCACCUAUGCCCGAGGCAGUUGAACCCCAGCCACCUAUGCCCGAGGCAGUUGAACCCCAGCCACCUAUGCCCGAGGCAGUUGAACCCCAGCCACCUAUGCCCGAGGCAGUUGAACCCCAGCCACCUAUGCCCGAGGCAGUUGAACCCCAGCCACCUAUGCCCGAGGCAGUUAAACCCCAGCCACCUAUGCCCGAGACAGUUGAACCCCAGCCACAUAUGCCCAAGGCAGUUGAACCUCAGCCACCUAUGCCCGAGGCAGUUGAACCUCAGCCACCCAUUAACGAAGAAGUUCAACCAUCAGAGGUCAAUGAUGAUCAACAGGACGAGGAAGAACACACAGCAUGCCCAAAACCACAAUUGGAUGACUAUGUAGAAGUGGCAUUUCCAGUGAGUGGAAAAAAGAAACAAACACAGCUGUUUUUUGGACAGAUUGUAAACUUGGAUCCGCUGACUGUAAAAUUCUUGCGGAAAACUGAUAAAACAGGAUUUUUCGUAUGGCCGAGAAGAGAAGAUGUGUCCGAAGUUGAGGAGAAGGAGAUUAUGAGGGUUUUGCCACUUCCUACAUUAGAAGGGAGGGGGAAGGAACUACUAGUUUUUAAAUGUUAAAGUAUCAACAUCAAUUGAUUAAUUAAUAAGGCCAAACAAAAUAUAGUGUUUCUGGUAACCCUAUUGCUACCUACCCUUAUUUGUUGUGCCUACCCUAAACUUUUCAAGUCAAUUUUC